AUGGCUUCCACAACUCCUCGCGAUCCCGUGCAUAAUAAUCACUAUGUCGACUACGUCAUUCGUUAUAACUUUGGCGACAACGACAUCGUACAGACUACGGAGCAACUAGAACGACUGCUGCAUAAGCUGUUUGAGGUUGGACUGCAAACCGAAGUGAGGCAGGGCGAUGAAACAUCUCUGCUGGUCUUUGUCCGCGCCGCGCGAAAGAAGAGUCUCCAACGCGCAGUGUAUCAGUCUCGAAUCCGCGACUGGCUCUAUGGCGUCCGCAACACUGAGCCCGAGUCAGAAUCCUCGGCCGAGCCGCAGUCCGAGUCGGAGCGACUGCGCGUCAUCUACCACAUGAUGACCGUGCCCAAAGAGGCUGGCGGCGCUGGUAUCACCCCGAAACAUGGCGAGUGGAAGAACGUCGAUUCGAUCUUUCCCUUGCAUGACGAGGAGAUGAACAAGCAGUGCAUGAAAGACUGGAGCCAGAAGACGUUCCUGUCCCCGGAGGAUCUAGAUCAGAUACGGAAUAUUUUCGGAGAGAGUGUCGGCUUUUACUUCUCAUUCCUUCAGUCUUACUUCAGAUUCCUCCUAUUUCCAGCGAUCUUUGGCUUUUCCUGCUGGCUUUUGAUUGGGUCUUUCUCAAUCGUUUACUCCGUGGUCAACUGCCUCUGGUGCAUCGUGUUUAUCGAAUACUGGAAACGACAGGAGGAGGACCUGAGUUGUCGAUGGCAGACUAAAGGAGUUUCCGCCGUCCGCGAGAAACGGCGCGAGUUUCGGCCAGAAAGAGAGAUCCUUGACGAGAGUACCGGGGAAAUCAAGGGCGUGUUUCCAGCAACGACGCGCAUGUGCAGACAGUUGCUCCAGGUCCCUUUCGCAUUGCUGUCCAUCAUCGCUCUGGGACUUAUCAUCGCGACAUGCUUCGCCAUCGAGAUCUUUAUAUCUGAGAUCUAUAAUGGACCACUCAAGUCGUACUUGGUCUUCAUUCCCACUAUCCUGCUCUCGGCCUUGAUCCCGACGAUGAGUACGGUCUUGGUGUCGGUUGCGACCAAGCUGAACGAUUACGAGAACUACGAAACGCAACAAGCUUACGAUGUCGCAUUGACGCAAAAAAUCUUCGUUAUCAACUUCAUCACAUCAUACCUCCCUGUGUUUUUGACGGCCUUUGUUUAUGUGCCCUUCGCUAGCCGAAUUGUACCACACCUUGACGUUUUUCAGGUGACUGUUCGUCCAUUUGUCUCGAAAGAGGUUGCGACGAAGUCACGUACUGAAUUCAGCAUGGACCCCGACCGCCUACGGAAGCAAGUCAUCUAUUUCACCGUCACGGCUCAAGUAGUUGGCUUCGCCAUGGAGACCAUCGUACCUUUUCUAAAGCAGCGCCUUCUACGAGAAUACAAAGAUUACCUUCGCAAGAAGAACGGGAAGGUGGAGUCAGAUUCCAGCUCUGAAGAAGAGGAAUCGCCCGAGGCUUUGUUCGACGACCACCCCGAUGAGACCAAGUUCCUCAUUCGCGUCCGCAAUGAGGCCGAUUUGUCUGACUAUGAUGUGACCGACGAUCUGCGCGAAAUGUGCAUUCAAUUUGGUUACUUGGCUCUAUUCUCUCCGGUCUGGCCGCUGGUCCCCGUUUCUUUCUUGAUCAACAACUGGAUUGAACUCCGGUCCGACUUCUUUAAGAUCUGUGUCGAGUGCAAGAGACCCUGGCCGCAACGCGCGGAGACAAUUGGCCCCUGGCUAGACAGUCUUGGGUUCCUGUCGUGGGUCGGUAGCAUUACUACUGCAGCACUUGCGUACAUGUUCAGCACUAGCCACGAGGGACCCGGUGGCGAGCCGACCACGAUCAAAGGAUGGGCCUUGCUUCUGACUAUUUUCUUCUGCGAGCAUAUCUAUCUCAUCGUGCGCUAUGCAGUGCGAGCGGCCAUGGCCAAGCUUGAGCCCCCGAAUGUGCGGAAAGAGAAGACCGAGCGGUACCUGGUGCGGAAGAGGUAUCUUGAGUCCACGGUUGGAGCCCGAAGCAGUGACGAUGAGAUCGAUGUUGACGAGAAAGAAGACCCAUCGGAGCAGCUUUCUCAGCUGACUCGUGAUACCCUGGAGGAUGAUGCUCGUUCCUGGGCGACCCAUGACACGGAUCCCGCGGAGCGGUUCUGGAUGCGGCAGAAAGGGUGGAAGGAAUCCUCUCAAGUCGGUGCGACAAUCAUCAAGACGCUCAAGAGAGAUUCGAACGCCAAGAAGCAGCAGUGAGAGGGAGGCUUCUUCUUCGUUCCUUAGAUUCAGUUGUGUACAAUGAUGCUUGUGCUGCCUGACAGUUACCGAGUAUGAACGAUAUUUGUUCACAUACCGUUUAUAUCUUGUUGAGGUCAAGUGACGAGUUCAUAUCUUUGUUUAUUAGUUUCAUGAUCAACUGUAUUUUGUAUAUAUCAAUUUGC
Messenger RNA from Aspergillus uvarum CBS 121591, 2405 nucleotides. RefSeq names its product anoctamin family protein. The transcript has 5 exons. Gene Ontology annotation, biological process: chloride transmembrane transport. The record is from RefSeq and is a predicted model, not a curated record. NCBI's taxonomy places the organism in Eukaryota, Fungi, Ascomycota, Eurotiomycetes, Eurotiales, Aspergillaceae. Gene Ontology annotation, cellular component: cortical endoplasmic reticulum. Gene Ontology annotation, molecular function: chloride channel activity. Bases 1 to 2220 code for a protein of 739 amino acids.